AAAACUCGAAAAACCGAUAGCUUUUUUCGAUAAAAACUGUCAAGCUUUCCUCUCUGUGCAUCAUUUGGAAAGUUUCCAGGACCAAACAGGACUCUAUAUUUCUUCAGAAUUACCAUAUCUGCCACUUUCCCUUUCACUCUUUCACACAUACUCUUACUGUUCCCAAUAAACCCUUAAUCUUCAACUCUUUUAAGUUUUUAACCCUUCCAAAAAACUGCUUUCUCCUCUUUCUACUCUAAACCCAAAUCUUUUUCCCUGUUUUCUCGAGAACCCCAUUAGUUUUUCCGGGAAAAGAUUUGAUUUCUUAUUCGGGAAAGUUAGCCAAACAGGGGAAUGGAGGGGGAAGGUGCUAUACCGGACCAUCUCCGGUGCAAUCGAACAGACGGGAGACAAUGGCGGUGUAAGCGACGUGUAAUGGAAGGAAAAAAGCUCUGUGAGCUUCACCAUAUCCAAGGCCGUCAUCGACAGAAUAAACAGAAAGUGCCGGAAUCCUUGAAAAUGCAAAGGAAAAAGAGGAAAAAGAAGGUUUUUGAGAAGAAUAAGCUUGAAAUUAGGGCAAAGUUGCUGAAAUUAGCGAGGCCGGUGAAGAGGAAGCGAGUGAUCGGAGGGGAAUCGGAGGCGUUAGAUGAAGCUGUUCGUAAGAUGAAACUGAAGAGAGGGGAUUUGCCAUUGGAGCUUAUAAGGAUGGUUUUGAAAAGAGAAGCUGAGAAGAAGAAAAAGAAAAGGAAAGAAAGUGAGUGUAGUGAUUUUGAUGAUGAUGAUGAUGAUGAUGAUGAUGAUGAAAAGGGUGACUUGAUGAGAGAAUUGCCUAAUGGGUUAAUGGCUAUUUCUUCGUCAAGUCCACAUUUUGAUAAUGCAGGUUCAUGCUCUGGUUCUGGUUCGGCUUCCGGUUCUGGUUCUGUUUCAGGUUCUUGUAUUAAUGUUAAAGUAGGAGAAACUGAUAAUAAUGCUGUUGCCAUUACCAGAAGGCGGUUUCGGUCUAAGAACAUUGAACCAUUACCUGUUGGUACAUUGCAGGUUCUGCCAUACAAGAAGAAUGGAGCAAAUUUGAGGAGAGGGAGAAGAAUAAGGUGCCAUUGGUGUCGAAAAGGCGGUGCUCCUAAUUUGAUCAAGUGUUCUAGUUGUAAACAGCAGUUCUUUUGCUUGGAUUGCAUAAAAGAACACUAUUUUUUUAAGCGAGAAGAAGUUCAGGUAGCUUGUCCGGUAUGCCGUGGAACUUGUGGCUGCAGGGCCUGCUCAGUGAGUCAACGUAGAGACGAUGAAUUAUUUAUAUUUCAGGAGUUUCUAAGGGACAAGAUCAAAGUAGACAAGGUGUUAGAUUUUCAUUAUUUGAUCUGCAUGCUCCUUCCUGUUUUUAAGCAAAUAAACCAAGACCAGAGUGUUGAGAUUGAUGUGGAGGCCAAAAUUCAAGGCAAAAAACUCUGUGAUAUUCAGGUCCAACCUGCUGAAUCUGGUGGCAAUAAGGAAUACUGUUGCAGUUACUGCAAGACUCUCAUUCUGGAUUUCCAUAGAAGCUGCCCAAAGUGUUCAUAUAGCCUCUGCUUAAGUUGUUGUCGGGAUAUCUUUCAAGGGAAUUUAUUCGGAACUAUCAAAGAAGUUAACUGCAAAUGCCCAAAGAGAAGGAAAACUUGUUUGCCCGGUAUUUGCCUUUCAGAUAGGAAAUCUGUAAGAAUAACCAGGCAGACCUCUGACAGUAGGUAUUCUGAUUCUUUUGUAUCAUUGCCUAGUCAGAAAGCUCCUGAUGGCAGUGUUCCUAUCUCAUGCCCACCUAGUGAGUUUGGUGGUUGUGGUGAUGGCCUUCUUGAUCUGAGAUGUAUUUUGCCGCAAAGUUGGUUCAAAGAGCUGGAAGUAAGUGCUGAAGAGAUAGUUGGCAGCUAUGAAUUGCCGGAAGCAUUUGAUACUUUUUCAUGCUGCUCCUUAUGUCCUGCGACAGAUGAUGAAGCCAAAAGGGUGAAGCAGUUGCAAGAGGCUUCUAGGAGAGAGAAUUCAAAUGAUAACUUCCUAUUUUACCCCACUGUAUUGAACAUUCAUGGUGAUAACCUGGAGCACUUCCAGAAGCAUUGGUGUAAAGGCCAUCCUGUAAUAUUUCGGAAUGUUCUUCGGACUACUGCUUUAAGUUGGGAUCCAAUAUUCUUGUUUUGCUCAUAUCUUAAGAAUAGUGUUGCCAAAGCUGAGAACGAAGAGCCAAGUAAAGCUACAACUUGUUCAGACUGGUUUGAGGUUGAAAUUGGUAUUAAGCAGUUAUUUUUGGGGUCAUUAAGGGGGCUGGCACAAUCUAGUAUGUGUGAUGAGAAGCUGAAACUGAAGGGCUGGCUUUCUUCUCCUUUAUUUCAAGAACAAUUCCCGGAUCAUUAUUCUGAAAUCAUUCAAUCUUUACCACUUCGAGAAUAUAUGAAUCCUGGAAGCGGCAUUUUGAACAUUGCUGCAAGGUUGCCACAAGAAAUCACAAAGCCUGACCUAGGUCCAUCUGUCUCUAUCUCUUAUUGCAGCAGUGAGGAACUUGCACAAGCCAAUUCCGUGACAAAUUUGUGUUAUGGUUUAUGUGAUAUGGUUAAUGUUUUGGCACAUGCUACAGAUGCUCCUGUUUGCAUGAAGCAACUUAAUAAAAUAAGAAAGUUAAUGAAAAAGAAAAAAUUUCAAGACGAAAGGGAACUUGCUAAGACUCACCUUGAUCAAAAGAUGGCUAAUGAAGUGAAAGAAAAAUCUAAGUCAAAUGGUGAAAACAUAAAAGUAGGAUUGAAUGGUAUGAUCUAUAAAGAAAUGCAUUCUCGUAACACAGUUCCAAAACUUUCUCGAUCACCUUCUGCGGUGCAUGAUGCACAUGAUAAGGAAGACAGCUCUGACUCUGACUCUGAUUCUGAUUCCGACUGUAAUUCAAAUUCUGAAGCUGCACUACAUCCAUGUGAUACCAUUCACGGCUCAGAAGCAUUAGAAGAUCAGGAAAUCUUUGGGAAAAGAACAGAUUUGGCUAAGUCUUGUGGUGCAGAAUGGGAUGUCUUCCGCAGACAGGAUGUUCCAAAGCUUAUGGAGUACCUUAGAAAGCAUUCAAAUGAGUUUGGUCAUACAUGUGGCUUUCAGAAACAUGUGGUUCAUCCAAUCCUCGAUCAGAAUUUCUUUCUUGAUACAAGUCACAAAAGGAGGCUGAAAGAGGAGUAUGAAAUUGAGCCCUGGACAUUUGAACAACAUGUUGGAGAAGCCAUAAUAAUUCCAGCUGGCUGUCCAUACCAGAUUAGAAACGUUAAGUCCUGUGUUAAUGUGGUUUUGGACUUUGUUUCACCGGAAAAUGUGACCGAGUGUAUCCGGUUGAUCAAUGAAUUUCGUCUGCUUCCAGACGAUCAUAAAGCCAAAGCAAAAAAGUUUGAGGUUGAGAAGAUGGCCCUGUAUAGGAUUAGUGCAGCAAUAAAAGAAAUCCGCGAGCUUAUAUGUUCAGAGUUUAGGUCCAGUGCUGAGCUCAGUGAGUAGUUGAGGGUGGAUUAAAGAACAAUGGCAUGUAAUGUAAGAGAUUCUCAGUUUAUGGCUAUUGCUGCUGGCGACUUCUGCUCUUAUGGUUUUUUUUUUCCCAUUUUUGAAGCAUUGCUCUCAGCAACUAGCAUGUGGCAUUCACAGAGAUUUUGAUGCAAUUGUCCAUUCUAUCUCUCCCCCCACUGUCCAUUGAAGUUGAAUUAUAUGAAACUCGGCCAGUUUGCUGCAAUUGAGUUUGUAAAUGUGUAAUAUUCAUCAACCAUGUACUUUAUACCCCAGGAUGGAAAACCAUUCAUACUAUUUACUUUUUUCUUUGAAUAUAUAACCACAGUUAAUUUCUCCCAUUUGUUUAUAUGAAAAGCUUGAAAUCUGUACAAUUGUCAA
Molecule: messenger RNA, 3846 nt
Organism: Gossypium raimondii (Peruvian cotton)
Lineage: Eukaryota; Viridiplantae; Streptophyta; Magnoliopsida; Malvales; Malvaceae
Product: lysine-specific demethylase JMJ28
Exons: 13
Coding region: 334-3462 (1042 amino acids)
Biological process (GO): regulation of transcription by RNA polymerase II
Cellular component (GO): chromatin; histone deacetylase complex
Molecular function (GO): histone H3K9 demethylase activity; transcription coregulator activity; chromatin DNA binding
Source: RefSeq, a predicted model, not a curated record